Messenger RNA from Uloborus diversus, 4058 nucleotides. RefSeq names its product sodium-independent sulfate anion transporter-like. The record is from RefSeq and is a predicted model, not a curated record. Gene Ontology annotation, cellular component: membrane. Gene Ontology annotation, molecular function: sulfate transmembrane transporter activity. Gene Ontology annotation, biological process: transmembrane transport. Lineage: Eukaryota; Metazoa; Arthropoda; Arachnida; Araneae; Uloboridae.
CUUCUGAAAGAACUCGGUAAGAAAUAUUAGCAGAUAUUUCUGCUGUUUCCUUUUUCACAGAACUGAAAACAACAGUUGAACAAACCAUGAAUCAACAAGUUAUAUUCGAUAUGAAAGAAUUAAGCUUAAAGCAUGCAGCUUGCAGUGUACAAGAAAAUGGUACCGGACAAGAUGAUAUUAAAUCUGCUGAAGAAGUCCAGCCUUUGAGUAAUUGCCGAUCUUCUCCUGUCAAAAGAGUUGGCAAAUGGUGCUCUCAAAAAUGCACUACAGAACUUUUAAAACGACGAUUGCCUUUUCUUGUAUGGUUACCGAAAUACAAUUUAGAAGACCUAAAAGGUGAUUUGAUUGCUGGCAUGACAGUGGCUCUCACAGUUAUUCCCCAAGGUUUAGCUCUUGCUUCAUUAGCUGGCUUAGGACCUCAGUAUGGUUUAUAUACGGCAUUUAUGGGAUGCUUCAUGUAUACUAUAUUUGGAAGUUGCAAAGAUCUAACAAUUGGGCCUACAGCUAUAAUGUCUCUCAUGACUGCAGAACAUGCUACUGCUGGUGGUGUACCUUAUGUCAUUUUGAUCACUUUUCUCUCUGGUUGCAUUCAACUGGCAAUGGGCAUUUUAAAUUUAGGUUUUCUAGUCACUUUUAUUUCAUCAUCUGUAGUUAGCGGUUUUACAUCAGCAGCAGCAAUAACAAUUGCUACAACUCAGUUAUCUGGUAUAUUUGGAAUUUAUUUUAAAUCAGAGAGUUUUGCAUCUGAUAUCUAUCGUUUCUUUUUGGGAAUUAAAGAAGGAAACAUCAGAUAUUGGGAUAUGGCUGUAGGAUUGUUCAGUGUAUUCUUCCUACUGGCACUUAAAUAUGCAAACAGAGUCAAAAUGAGCUGUUGCUCUGAAAUGUGUAAAAGAAUAACUGAAAUAGUGUUGAAAACAUUCGGUACUGCAAGGAAUGCUUUAUUGGUAAUUUUAUUCACUGGUAUUGCAGCGAUAUUGCUUUCAUAUGAUAUCAAUGCGUUAACAUUGAAUCCAAGUGUUAAACCUGGUCUUCCAUCAUUUGCGUUUCCUGAAUUUGAAUUUAACUAUUUUAAUAAUGCCACAAAUCAAACGGUCCAUAAAGGAUUUUUAGAAGUUAUAAAAGAGAUGGGAUCUGGAGUUGCAGUAAUUCCUCUUUUAAGUAUAUUAGAAGCCAUUGCUAUUGCUAAAUCUUUUGCCAAAGGCAAGAAAAUUGAUGCAACUCAGGAAAUGAUAGCUAUUGGUGUGUGUAAUAUAAUGGGAUCUUUUGUUGGAUCAUACCCUUCAACAGGUAGUUUUUCUAGAACUGCCAUUAACUACAGUAGUGGUGUGAGGACAACAGCAGGUGGCAUAGUUACUGGGGCCCUAGUGCUUUUAGCUUUAGGUGUGAUGUCACCCUACUUUUGUUACAUUCCAAAAGCUUCACUUGCUGCUCUAAUAUUUAUGGCUGUUAUUAAUAUGAUUCACUAUAAAGAUGUUAUUGUAAUGUGGAAAACUAACAAAUGGGAUCUUUUACCAUUUGGUGUUACUUUUAUUCUUUCAUUUGUGUUGGGAUUGGAGUAUGGAAUAAUGAUUGGUAUUGCUGUAUCUAUAAUAUUUCUUUUAUUGCAAGAAUCCAAACCAAAAGUCUUGAUUGAAACAAAGAAGACUUUCUUGGAAUGCAAAUACUUGUACAUUAAACCUGAUCGAACAGUUUUGUUCCCUUCUGCAGAGUUCUUACAAACAAAGAUCCUUAAAGCUCUUAUGGAUGAGCAAAACAGUAAUAUUUAUGCUGUGAUGUUAGAUGGAGAACAUAUGACAGCAGCUGAUUACACUUUAGCUUUGAGCUUGAAGAAUACAAUAAAUGGUUUGAAGAUUGAAAAUGUGAAAGUCAUGUUUAUUAACUUAAAACUUUAUCUGUGAGCUUUAUUUCCCCUCCUGCAUACAACAGUGAUAGUUGUAGCUUGAGAAGUGAUGAUGCUAGUCUCCAUGGAUCAUGACAUUUCAAUCACUUCUUAAAAAAUAUAUAUUUUAGUGCUGGACAAUUUUUGCAACUGCACCAUGUUUAUUGAUAUUUGUUGAAAAUAUAACAUUUUAAAAUAUUUUGUUCAAUCGUUUUAAAUCUUCUCAUUAUUGUAAAAACUUUGAACAUUUCCAUUGAAGAUCUGAUAUUUUCCUUCAUGUUUAAAUAAACAGAGAAAACUAAAAGAUAUAUGUAUAUUUGAGUGCCACUUCCAAUAUAUAUACAUAUAUUCAAGGAAAUUCUAUAUUUUUGCUAUGUUGUACAAAAACCUGUAAAAAUUAAAAUUUUGAAAAAAAAAAAAACUUUUCAAUGCAGUUAGUUGAUGAAAUGCAUAUGCAUUUGUUAAUGAAUGAACUAUAACUUUCUCAUUGAUGUCAUUCCCUUCCAAAGUCUCCUGAUUUUCCAUUUUCCAGAGUUGACAGUUGUGCAUUUUGAUAUUUAGUUGUUAAGUAUGUGCAUGAAAAAUAAUUGCAGUAAACUAAUUUUGUUAUCAGCUUUUCUUUUAAGUCGCCAAUUGUCAUCUUUUCAGAGUUAUUUUUGUUUACAUUUUUUCGCAACCCUUCAUCUUUUCCAGCCAAACAUGUUCAUAUUAAUUCAAAGCAUGUCUACCAAAUUGAUUACUUGCAAACUUAAAGUUGAUACAUUCACUUGUAAUAAAUUCAAAUAAUCACUUUGAAUAUCAACAAUUAUUUAUUUUUAGUUCAUCCACAAUUAAUUUUUUAAAUACAUGCAUUACACUCAAUAAAACCGUUAAUGCCACUUGCUUUAAAUUGAAAUGUACAGUUUGUAUCAAAAGUGAGCGAAAAUAUGUAAAUCAAAAAAAAUUUUUAAUAAAAACUAUAAAAUCUGAAAGUAAUUUCACAUGGUGACAAAAAGGCACUUGAGACAUCGGGAUUGCUGCUGAUGCUAACAUGCUAUGACAUGUCAAACACCCUAAAGGAUAGUAUAACGCUAUGAUAUUGAAGUCUACCUCUUUCACAAAACAUGUGAAUUUGGUCCACAAAAUGGUGUAUUUAAAAUAAAUAAUAUUAAUUUCUAAUUCAAGUGAAUAAACAAUAUAUAACAUUUGAAAGGUCACAAUGAAAGACAUAGGUCGCUGCUCACAAAUUUUCAAAAUCAUUUUUUAAAUUUGAAGCCCUCCAAUCUUUUCUUUGUUAUAUUCUUUCUUGCCGGACUGAUAUUAGUUAAAUACUGUUUGAAAUAAACUAUCAGUUCCUACUGCAACCUGAGUUUGGCAGAAAAAUUGACUUUUAUUCUUCAAUAUCAUGGAACAUUCUUCCCCUUGGCCUUUAACUUUAUUUAUUAUACAGUUGAACCGUGUUUCGGCAAAAACUAUGGGACCAUGAUAACUGUAGGCCGGAUUUCAUCUUAUAGGGUAAAUUAUCAACUGAUUGUUGACUCACAAGACCAAAAAAGUAUUUAACGCUAAGUGAUUUCUUGUUAAUGAAGUUCCACUGUUUUCUAAACUUUUAGUUCACACCUUACCUUAGGUUUCACCAAAAAAAUUUUGUUCGUUGAUCGUUCUUCAUUUAAUCUAAUAACGUGGCCAGCCCAUUUGAAUCUUUGAAUAAUAGCUUUCAUUACUAUAGUUAAAUGAGUACACCAUUUGUAGCUCAAGCAAUAUUUAAAUGGUACUCAAGUUCAUCCCAUGUUCCAGCUUGCAUGAACUGAGGAAGAUUAUGCUCCUUGUGGGUAAUUCGUACCUUCAGAUCAGUGCUGGAUCUAGGGGGAGUAUACCAGGGUUUUUGCCCCAUGCUGCAACUUCUAGGAAAUGGCAAAUUCACUCUAUUUCUGUACUUUUUUCAUUGAAACUCAAUUAGAAACUUGAUGGAAGAUGGGUAGGGAUAGCAGUUUCAAGAUUUGCCCCGCCUUGGAAAAAUCGUAGAUCUGUUGGUUUCAGAUGCUUCAAUGACAAGAAUUUGGCACAAAUGAGGACAAAAAAUAUUCAUGAACCUAUGAAGUAUUCUUGUGCAAACUGCAUACUCAUACAAAAAUUUGUUGUUUUUCUAUAAGUUUUUUUAAAUGUGUCAAAGAGUUUUCAAACACCCUUAAUAUUUAUA